Molecule: messenger RNA, 576 nt
Organism: Zerene cesonia (dogface butterfly)
Lineage: Eukaryota; Metazoa; Arthropoda; Insecta; Lepidoptera; Pieridae
Gene: mRpL14
Product: 39S ribosomal protein L14, mitochondrial
Exons: 2
Coding region: 73-522 (149 amino acids)
Biological process (GO): translation
Cellular component (GO): ribosome; mitochondrion
Molecular function (GO): structural constituent of ribosome
Source: RefSeq, a predicted model, not a curated record
UUCAAAAUCUUAAAUAACCUCAAAUAUCAGAAUUGUUGUUACUUAUUGGUUGGAAUAACAUAAAAUAUAAAUAUGUUUAAAAAUAUUUUGAACAAUGUGAAAACAAAUUUAACUCGAGGUUUCCACACGACUUCGUGUUUAAAUGAAGUACGAUUAUUAUCCAGACUCCGAGUAGUAGACAAUUCUGAAAUCGGCAAGCGAGCUAUGGCCGAGGGAAAACCACCUAAAAUUAUUUGCGUUUACAACAAACAACGUGUUGGUUAUAUUGGAGACAGAGUUCUUGUAGCUAUCAAAGGACAGAAGAAGAAGGGCAUUCUAGUUGGGUUGAAACAGAAACAGAAAGUCAAGGUUCCAAAGUUUGACAGCAAUAAUGUGGUCUUGAUUGAUGACAAUGGUACUCCCCUGGGUACGAGGAUACAUGUGCCAAUUCCAACCAUUUUGAGAACUAUUUUAAAAGAGCGCACCCAUGCUAAAGGAGCAGACUACACAAAACUUUUAGGAAUAGCUACUAAAUUUGUUUAGAUUUAUUUUCUGUAUGUAAUAGGUAGUGUAAAUAAAUUAUUUAGAUUUAUUGUU